Diceros bicornis minor is the source of this 8068-nucleotide messenger RNA. It is a transcript of the gene TDRD15, whose product is annotated as tudor domain containing 15. The transcript is spliced from 4 exons. The record is from RefSeq and is a predicted model, not a curated record. The coding region runs from base 316 to 6624 and encodes 2102 amino acids. NCBI's taxonomy places the organism in Eukaryota, Metazoa, Chordata, Mammalia, Perissodactyla, Rhinocerotidae.
GGUUUGAACAACCCUAAUUUAAUUCAGCCCUCUUAUUUUAUAGAUUUAGAAUCUGAUUCUAAGAAAAAACAAACAGUUCCCCAAAUUUCACACUAUUAAUUGAGUCUUAAGUAAAACUCAAGUUUCCUGAUGUCCUAAUCUUGUGUACUCAGAACACUCAAGGGCAGGAACUUUAUCCAUGACACUGGGAGCUUUCUUCAUGAUCCUGUUGAGCAAGCAUUGGAGAGGCAGGUGAAGGAGGCUGAAUGACAUCCAUAGAAUAGGUUAUUCUGUCCACCUGAUUAAGAAUCUUUUCCAUAGUGAAGCCCUUUGAAGAUGGAUUCUACAUCUCUGUUAUCAACAUUUUUGGAUAUGGAUCUGACAAUAUCACAUAUAGAGUGUCUUCCCAAGGACAUUGUGGUGAAAUUUCAAGGCAGAAAUAAUAUUGAAUGUGAGUUUGACUACCACAUACUGCAGAGGGAGAUACAGCAUAUUCCAAAAGUGAAAAAUAACGUGGACGUUGAUCAGUUUUGUUUGGUAGAAGAAAGAAUAUCUGGAGAAUGGCACAGAGGAAGAGUUGUGGAAAAGAAAAAUGAACUAUACACAGUGCUUCUCAUAGAUCGCGGAGAAGAACUGAGAGUUGAUCGUACACAAGUUGCUUCAGCCUGUGGCAACAUAUUUGAGCUACCACCACGGGUAGUAUUUGGCAUUUUUGCCAACAUACUGCCAGUUGGGGAAAAAUGGUCUCCUAAGGCUUUGAAUUAUUUCAAGUCAUUAGUAGGACUACAAGUGAAAGGUUGUGUACAAGCUGUUUUGCCUCUUCAAACAAUUCUUCUUGAAGUGCCAACAAUUAUAUCCCAGAUUCUUGAAUUACAAUUAGGAAGACUUGUUGAUGGGGAUUCAUUUUGUCUUAUUGUGGAAAUGUUAAAAGAAUUCCCACAACAAAUGCCAGAUUUAUUACAACAUAAAAGACCUGAAUUAUCAUUAAGUAGUAAUGAUACUUUACUGGAUAUUCGACAUGUUCUGGAUAAUUUACAGCCAUCUUUGUCAGCAGGCAAUAUUGAAAGUGUAAAAGUAUCAUCUGCAUUGAGCCCGAGUAAAUUUUAUUGUCAAUUAAUUAAAAGGAUUCCAGAGUUAGAAAACUUGACAGUAUGUAUGACUUUGCAUUAUGAUGUUAUCAGUCAGGAAAGUAGUCCCAUGUGUGAUAAUUUUGGACUACUUUGUGUUGCCAAAAGGAGAAAUGGACAGUGGCAUAGAGGAAUUCUUCAGCAGCUCUUGCCCAAUAAUCAAGUGAAAAUUUGGUUUAUGGAUUAUGGCAAUAGUGAGGCUGUACCAUCAAUUCAUGUAAAGAAACUUAAACAGGAUUUUAUUUUAGUACCAUUAUUUUCAUUUCCAUGUUCUCUGACAUAUUUACACAGUCCAGACAGAGAUGCAAGAAAAUUUCAACUGAAUGUAUUUAAACAAGCCUUGUUAGGACAGAUAGUAUAUGCGCACAUUGAUUGGUUCAAUAAAGACGAGCAUUUGUAUUAUGUGACAUUACAAACUCAAAAGUCUACAAUUAAUUCUGAGUGUCUGCUGAAGACUGUAGGCACACAAGUACUUUGUCCAGUGUCUGAUUCAAAAAUCUCUAAUAUGUUGAGAGAGACUAAUACUUCUGAUGUAAAUAGCUUUGCAGUUGAGAGUUUCAUUGGAAAUAUUGAACGAUCAAUAGACUUUCUAAAUAAAAAAGACACUUUGAAAGUAGAUUUUCUUAUUAAAACUGUAGAAAUGGAGAUACAGGCUUCCUACAUAGCUUUUGUAGCAUAUGUGUUAAACCCAUCAAAUUUCUGGGUACGCACAAAUGAACAUCAGAAGGAAUUUCAAGAUAUAAUGAAAAAUAUAAACAAAUGUUAUGAUUUUUGUGAAAACGAUGAACUGAUUCUGAGAAAUCCAGAACCUGGAUUAUUUUGUUGUGCUAGGUACAGCAAGGACAGACAUUUUUACAGAGCUGUCAUCACUGAAAUUAAUGGAUAUAAGAUUGAUGUUUAUUUUUUGGAUUAUGGAAAUACUGAUUCCAUACCAUUUUUUGAUGUAAAAAUUUUGCUUCCAGAGUUUUGUAAGUUGCCAGCCUUAGCCAUGUGUUGUUCACUUGCACACACAUUUCCUGUUGAAGAUUUAUGGGUGAAGGCAGCAACUGAUUUUUUUAAAGAAAUUGUCUUGAACAAAGCAAUUUUGCUUCAAGUUAUAGCAAGAAAAGAUGACAAGUACACUGUAAAUAUUCAGAGUAUUGAACCCUCAGAAAAUACCGAUGUUGUUUCUCUUAUGUUACAAGCUGGAUAUGCAGAAUAUUGGGAAAUAGAGCCAGAAUAUUAUCCAAACUCUGUAAGUGAAUAUCCAGUGUUAAAUUUAAAAUCAGAAAACAAAGUUAAUAUUAAAAAAGUCAUAUCUGCCCUUCUUGAAGGACCUAAACCUAGAAAGUACCAUUCAAAUAAGCUAACAGAAAGCAACCUGUCUUUGUUAAAGUCCCCAGCUGUUAAUUUCUCAGAUUUAAAAAAUCCUUUCACUUUGUCUGUGGGAUCUGAGUCACCACGGCCUUAUAAAGAAUAUAUGUUUAAACCAGGAACAGUCCUUGAAGUUAAAUGUUCUUUUUAUUAUGGCCCAGGUGACUUUUCAUGCCAACUCCAAUGUAAGUUAGAAGACCUAAAAUUACUAAUGGAACAGAUUCAGAAUUAUUAUAGCAUUCAUUCUGAUCCUUAUCAGAUUGGGCAGAUUGCUUGUGUUGCUAAGUAUUCCAAAGAUGGAAGGUGGUAUAGAGCUGCUGUUUUGACUCAAAUGUCAAAAAAAGAACUUGACGUAGUAUUUGUUGAUUAUGGUUACCAGGAAAGAGUUUUAAUUAAAGAUCUUUGUGCUAUUAACCCACAUUUUCUUUUUUUAGAAGCCCAAGCCUUCAGAUGUAGUCUUAACUAUUUAGUUGAACCCAUUAGUUGUAAAUUAUUCAGUUGGACAAGAGAAGCAUGCAGAGACUUUGGGAAUUUUAUUUCUUCAUCUAGAGGGUUAUUGACUUGUAUCAUCUAUGCCUUAGUUCUUAUACAUCCAAACUAUUUAUAUAAUUUAGUAGAUUUACAAUCUCCAUUUACUAGUGCAAAAGAAUUUCUUAUUAAUCAUGGCUCUGCACAGUAUAGCAUAUUAUCACAGCCAUUCCCAUCUUCAGUUAGUCUUUACAGUUACUGUUAUUCUUCCUUUAAUAUAAAAAUUGGAAGUGAAGAAGAAAUAUAUAUAUCUCACAUAUGUAGUCCCAAAAAGUUUUAUUGCCAGCUUAGUAGAAAUAAUAAAGACCUGAAGAUGAUAGAAACAAAAAUCACAGAGAUUAGUAACCUCAGAAAUUAUCCAAAAUAUGAUUCUAGUAAAAUGAGAUUGUGCAUAUCUAAGUACAUAGAGGAUGGUCUCUCUUACAGAGCUUUAGCAAUGCCAACAGAUUCAUUAUCUGACUUUCUGGUCUAUUUUGUGGAUUUUGGAAAUAAGCAAUUAGUAGAAGAAAGUAUGUUGAGGGCUAUUUCAGAUCAGUUUCCAGAAUUGCUGUUUACACCUAUGCAGGCUAUUAAGUGUUUUUUGUCAGAUCUUAGAGAUGUAGAUAUUCCAGCAGAAAUCAGUAGCUGGUUUGAAGAUAAUUUCUUGGGAAAACCAUUAAGGGCAAUAGUAUUGUCCAGGGAGUCAGAUGGCCAGCUUGGUAUAGAAUUGUAUGAUGGAUGUCAGCAUAUAAAUCAGAAAAUUAAAACGUUGCUUAAUGCUUAUGGAAAAAAACAUUGUGACCAAGCAGAUUGUGUGGAAAAGGGUCAUAAAAUAAGUGAGAAUAAGAGACUUGCUCUUUCUUUGAAAGGGAAAAUAGAAAACAACUAUCACCAAAAUAUAAGUAAAACUAGUCUAGUAACAUAUUCUGAAAGCAGAAUAGAUCAAUUAAUGAAUCCCAAAAGUAUGUAUGCCAGGCUUUUGAAACCAUCAGUUUGUUAUAAAAUUGAACCUGUGUCAAAAAACAAAGUGAAGAAGUCUUUGAAUGAUGGACUUAAAAAUAAUAGUAUAAAAAUUGUCCCUGGAUCUGCACAUAUUCUUGAUGAAAGUGUUGUGGGCCAGAAAUCGGUAAGCGUUGUGUCACAGUCUUUUAUCAGAGAGUUAAAUCAAGCAGCCUCACAAAACCCAUAUAAUCUUCCUAGACCACAGAUCAAAGACCUUCCUCAACCCAAAAUUUACUUGAAUGCCAAAGUUAAAGGAUAUGUUUCUAAUAUCAGUAAUCCAGCAAGUUUCCAUAUUCAGCUUGCUGAGAAUGAAAAUGUAAUCAUCAGACUUGCAGAUGCUCUAAAUGAAAGAAAAGCAAAUACAGUGAAAGAGAGAAAAUCAGUUAAACCUGUGGUGGGAGAUCUUAUAGUUGCAGAAUACUCUGGUGACAAUGCCAUUUACAGAGCAGUUAUUAAGAAAAUUUUGCCAAGAAAUUCUUUUGAAGUGGAAUUUAUUGACUAUGGUAACACUGCAGUAGUAAACACGUCUAAAAUUUAUGAACUUAAGAGGGAAUUCUUAACUAUUCCUCAGCUAGGAAUCCAUUCUUUUCUUAGUGGAGUAAAGUGGAAUGAGCCUGAUGAAAUAUGGGACAGCAAAACUGUGGAUUAUUUUGCUUCAAGAGUAAUUAACAAAACAAUUUUUUGUGAAUUUUUGAAAAAGCAUGAGCAGAAAUGGGAAGUAAAUAUAACUUGUGAUGAGAGAUGUGUCGUUAAUGAACUACUGAAAUGGACAGCAUAUUCAAAACUACAGGAAACAGUAUUGCAAAUGCCUCAGGUUGUCUCUCCGAAGGUGAGCCCUGGUGAUGAUAAUAAAGUGAAGAAAGGAAGACCAAAUGGAUAUGAAGGUUCUAUGAAUCUUCAGCCAUCCUACCAACAGCUGGUUAAUAUUCCUUUUGAAGAGUUAAAACCUGGACAGCUUGAAAAGGCUGAAAUACUUUAUGUUUCAAAAAGUGGAACAUUUUAUGUGAGGUUAUCUAAAAAUAAAAAAAUUUUAUCAGAUUUAACAGUAUUACUUGCUGAAGGAGUAAAAAAACCUUUUUUAUCAAUGGAAAAUAUUGAAAGAGGCUUAGAAUGCUUGGCAAAAUCUAAAAAAACUUUGAAGUGGUAUCGAUCAAAAGUAGAAAAGUGUAUUAAAGAGAAAGUGCAUGUUUUUUUAGUAGAUUGUGGUAGGUAUGAAAUAGUGCCUUUCUGUAAUACCAGUGUACUUAGUAAUGAAAUCAGAAAUAUUCCAAGACAAGCUGUGCCUUGUAAAUGGAUUUGGUUUGAAAAUUUUAGGAACAUACCGUUUGAGUCUAUUGUGUGUUUAUUUGCUCAUUUGGAAGUAAACAUCCUUUUCCUGAAAUAUUUAGACUCUGCCUGGGAAGUAGAAAUUUUGGUAGAUGGCCUGUUACUUUUGGAAUAUUUAAGCACAGUUCAUUUUGAAGAAAACAGACUUAGGUCUUCAGAAAUUUUCAACGUGGAAUCUAAGACUCCUGUGUCAUCAUACACAGUAAGAUCAUUUACUUGGGCACAACUCCAAAAUGGUAGGCAAUAUUCUGGUAUUGCCACUGCUGUUUUUGAUCCAUCAGAUUUCUGUGUUCAGUUAGAAGAUUUCUUUGACACAAUGAAAUUGCUCUUUAUUUUGCUGUCUGAUCUACCAGAAACCUUACAAACAGUGCCUCAAGAGCACAUAAUUCCCGGAUCUAGUUGUUUGUUCAGAUAUAAAUUGGAAGACCAGUGGAAUAGAGUGGAAAUUUCUGAAGUGUCUGAUCAGUCUUUACUUCUUUUAUUGAUUGACUAUGGAUUUUCUGUUUACAUACCUUAUUCAGAUAUAAAAAAUCUUAAAGUUGUUCCUGAGGAACUUUUGAAUUUGCCAAGGCUGAGUUAUCCUUGUAUCUUAGAUGGUAUCUUACCUGCUAAAGGGAAGCAUUGGAAUAAAGAAGCCAGAAGUUUUUUUCAAGAUUUCCUGAGUAAACCAGGCUUAGUUUUUCAGUUUAGGGAAUACAGUUUUGAAACAAAACUGAAAGUAGAUGUGAUUCAUGAGAAAAGCAAUUUGGCAGAUAUGUUAGUUGCGUCUGGUUUUGCAGUGUAUUCUGAAGAUUCAGAUAAUAUUGAUGCAGUUACUACUCCUGGGUCUACUAAAAUCCCAUAUAAAUUAGAGAGUAAGCCUGUUUGCCCGUUAUUAGAUCAAAAUUGUUACCAAAGAGAAAAUAUAAAUUGUACAUGCACUGAGAAACAAAAGCUAAAAAAGCAGAAACCUGUAAAGGGGAAAGAUGUCUGUAAGAACCUCUUAAGGAAAAGCCAUAUUAGUAAAAGAUUACAUUCUAGAAAUUUAACAAUGAAGAAGAAGGUUGAUAGUGGAAAACAUAAUCCUCAAGGUACCAUUACAUUUGAUACAUGUGCAGCAGCUUCAUUUUGGGAACUACCUUAUAGUUUGAAGAAUAACACCAAUUGCGUUGAAAACAUUUUUGAAAAACUACCAACUGAAGGAAUAGAGGAAAAUAACACAAUAGACUUGAGAACAGCAGUAAAAGCACUGCAUGUUAAUGAAAAAAUUGUAUCAGAAGAACGCUUAAAAGUGGAGGGAGAUGAAAGCUCAGAUCGUUUCUGCAUCAGUUUGGCAACAAAUGAUACAUAGGAUACUCAGUAAUUACUCUUUUGUUUUAGAUGCUCCAGAUAUAUAAUAAAAGUGGUAAGCACAGGACAACUUGUAAUAUUGAAGCAUGUUAAAGGAAUCUAAAUUGUUCAGAUGAUUGCCCCAGGAGACAAUGAUUAGAAUGUUAUAGAAAUUUUAUGUGACCAAGAAUUGUGAUGAUUUGAUUUGAUUUAGGAAAUGUGGUUCACUCAUAAAGUGUCUUGAAAACAGUUUAUUUGAUAAACUCUUAUUUGCAUGUAGUUUCACAGUCAUUAGAUAAUAUCAUUUUACCAUUACCCUCUGACAUUUUUCAGAUGUCUUGCCUGACUAAAGCCUUUGUUUCAGUUGCUACUUGUAGAGUCAUGAUUGCAAUCACGCGUAAUAUAUAGACAGAGUUAAUGCUUUCGUAUUCCUUGGAAUAUAUAGGUGCGUAUGGGACUGAUGUUUAUUAAAAGGAUAUAGAAGAGAGAUCAGACUUAAUCCCAUCCUUCCCUCUCUUUAGCUCAUACAUGGUAUUUUUCUUUUUUUUUUAAUUUUAUUUUAUAGUUACAUCUAUUUUUAAUUUGAUUUUAUAUUUUUGGUUGCUUAUUAGUUAGUCGUGGAUAUUUGUGACAUUGAAGAACACUACUACCUAGUGGCGCGGGGCGUAGAUAUUUUGUUAAUGCAUUUAUCAGUGUAAAUUCCUGUGAAUUGAAUUUAUUUUGCAAGUAAACAUUUAUUAAGCAAAUUCAGAGUAUUGUUUUGGUGCAAAGAUAGAACCAUAAAAUUAUACAAGUGGACUUGAGUCAGUGUAAGCCAAAUAGUUAGGAAGACUAGAGAUUUGAUGAUUUAAAAAAUAUUUGGGAAAAUUGAGAAGUUUCCUAAGCUACGGACAAUCUAGUUUAUUAUUUGUACAUAGUUAUUGAAUGUGUUGAUAUUGUUGUAAUUUUUUUGUUUUUUUGUGAGGAAGAUCAGCCCUGAGCUAACAUCAGUUGCCAAUCCUCCUCUUUUUGCUGAGGAAGAUUGGCCCUGGGCUAACAUCCGUGCCUAUCUGCCUCUACUUUAUAUGGGACGCCGCCACAGCAUGGCUUGACAAGUGGUGCGCUGGUCAGCGCCCAGGAUCCGAACCUGCGAACCCCAGGCUACCGAAUCGGAGCACACGAACCUAACCGCUACACCACUGGGCCGGCCCCUAUUGUUGUCAUUUUUUUUGAGGUUAGGAAAUAAUUUCCAGAAAUACUGUUGUUCAUGAAUAAAUGUGAAUUUAAAUUUGGUAUCUUGAAAGGUAAAGAGUAUUAAAGGCAGGGAAACUUUAUGUAUAUCUUCUACAUUACAAGUUAAUCUCUAGUUCGUGGUUAUUUUAGAACAUAGAAUUUAACAUUUAUUCUUUAUAAACUAAUUUCUUUGAAUACUUUUGUGUCGUUUUCCCCCAAACCUUACCAGAUCUUGAAGAUUAUUUUCUACAAUU